This is a messenger RNA of Suillus fuscotomentosus, 618 nucleotides long. RefSeq lists its product as uncharacterized. The record is from RefSeq and is a predicted model, not a curated record. The transcript has 6 exons. The coding region runs from base 1 to 618 and encodes 205 amino acids. Lineage: Eukaryota; Fungi; Basidiomycota; Agaricomycetes; Boletales; Suillaceae.
AUGGGCAUUGAAUAUCUAAGUAAAAACCUAGGCCUCGGCAAUUUCCUGAUGCUGUGGUGUCCCAAUAAUCCAGGAUCGCCUCAAGUGACAGCAUAUUACCGUCUCGGGCCUGAUUGUGUCGACACCGCAAAAGCUUUGCUUGUCAAUCAUGUUUAUCAUUAUGAGCAGCAUUUCAAUUCAAAAAAACCGUACUUCGCUGAGAUCUUGCCAUAUCUGAUGAGAGGGCGCUACUUCAACGGGCCAAAGUCAGUUGGCAUGAAAUUUUCGGACCGUUUUGAGGAGAUCGCGAGCAACAAGGCCCAACGGCCCGAGGUGACGAUUCCAAUGGUGGCCUUAACCAGUACUUCGGUAUAUUUCUUGAUCCAGUCCAAGGUAUAUGCUGCGCUUCUGUGGAAGGCCAAUGGAUCUCCAUCCAAGUUCAAUUUUACAGGCAAUUUAUUCAGCGAGGUCUACUUUUUUCAUGUGAAACUUCUCGAGAAAAUGAAGGGGGCCGCACCAGGCAAGUUUCAUAAAAUGAUGGCCAAUAUUUUUGAUGCUAUCCACAACGCUGCUCUCGUCGGGUCACACGACUCCGCAAUGGCAUUCCUCGAUCUUGAUGGUAUGGAUGACGAAGAGUAG